AUGUUGUCCGUAGGAAACGCCAUUGGCUUUGAGGCAUGGGUAGAGGAAAGGAAGGAUAAGAUCAGACUGAAGGAAUAUCAAGUCACCCACCAUCCGGCAAAAGGGAAAGAAUCAGCGUAUACUGAAUGCUUCCUCGAGACUGUUGACCAGCCAUUUCGAAUUCAGAUAUCUAGACUUCCCAAUCUCAAGGAUCAUAGGGACAUCAGGUUAUCUCCCUAUAUCGAUGGGAAUCUUCUUUUGGCGAAAGCGUGGUUGAAAGAUCACAAGUCAUGUCAGUGGGAUCAUAUUGUUCAAAAACAAGAACAAGGCAAGAGGGAAACUAUCAAAUCAUCCUUGUAUUUCACUCCUCUGCCAACGACCGAUGAUCGAACCAAAGUGACCAUCAGCCCCGAAACUCUCAGAACCCUUGGGACCAUCGAGAUCGUUCUCGAAGUGGGUUCUUAUAAACCUACUGGCUAUGAAGCUCGACACACCUCGAAGCUGGACAAGAAGGGCACUAUUCACGAAAAAACAAAAAAAUUGCCUUAUGCCAUAUCUGCUGUCAACGGAGAGCAAUACGAGCUACCAAGAACAAUGCAUUAUAUCUUCACACCCGCAGCAAAGGGCAGUAAACUCUAUCGUUUCCUCUUCAAAUACCGUCCUCGACCUGCUUUGGUUUUUCUGAAAGUGAUUGAUGAGCCCGCACAAUCCCAUUACGUGUCUCGAGUCAGCAUUAAGAGAAAGUCGUCAUCGGUGGGUGAAGCGAUAGAAGUGGUAGAUGAUCAAGAAGGAGAGCCGAAUCCUUCCCUUCAAGCCAAACGAGUCAAAUAUCUGGAGGAACAAGUCCGAAGACUCUCGUCUCAGCACAGCCAAUCGCUCGAGGCAGCUAGGAAGAACGAUGAGAUUAUAGACAUAACCUCUGCCGACGAUGUCUAG
Messenger RNA from Kwoniella botswanensis, 915 nucleotides. RefSeq lists its product as uncharacterized. NCBI's taxonomy places the organism in Eukaryota, Fungi, Basidiomycota, Tremellomycetes, Tremellales, Cryptococcaceae. The transcript has 10 exons. The record is from RefSeq and is a predicted model, not a curated record. The coding region runs from base 1 to 915 and encodes 304 amino acids.